Messenger RNA from Neohortaea acidophila, 1463 nucleotides. RefSeq names its product Alpha/beta hydrolase fold-1. Lineage: Eukaryota; Fungi; Ascomycota; Dothideomycetes; Mycosphaerellales; Teratosphaeriaceae. The transcript has a single exon. Bases 322 to 1068 code for a protein of 248 amino acids. The record is from RefSeq and is a predicted model, not a curated record.
CGGGCCGGUACCCAUGAAGUGCAGUCGGAGCUCGCGUGGGGUCCAGCCGGAAGCUCCUUCCCCGCGUCGGAUUUCCGGAUGUCGCGUCUCCCCCACUACACUUCUACGCCAUCCGUCAUGGCAAAGCACACUUCACCUCCGCCGGAAGGAGAGAUGGAGCUAGAGGAACUCUGGAGAAACGAAUGGGCGGGGAAAGGCGCUCGCGCCGCUCUUCUCUCAGACAUAUAUGUAGGGACCUGCAGACCACCUUGAUUCCAUUCAAUCCAGCUGCUCCCUCCGCAAGGCUACCGAGAACAUUCCAACCCACUUCCGUCUCUCACAAUGGCCCCGAACACCAACACAACCGUAAUCUUCGUCCCAGGCGCCUGGCACGGCCCCGAAUUCUUCUCCGAAGUACGCCAGCACCUCGAGGCGCAGGGCUACGCAACAGACGCCGUCUCGCUCAAAUCCGUCGGGCCCGCAGAGCACCUCAAAGACUUCGGGCCGGACGUCAAGCUAAUCCAGGAGCACAUUGGGCGCGCGGCGGACGCGGGGCAGGAGGUGGUGCUCGUGUGCCAUUCGUAUGGCGCGAUGCCGGCGACGGAGUGCGUGCAGGGCUAUGAGGUGGAGACGCGCGCAAAGGCCGGGAAGAAGGGCGGGGUGCGGCAUGUGUGCUAUUUGGCGGCGUUUAUUAUCGCCGAGGGGAAUUCGCUGAUUAGUGCUUUCGGGGGGGAUUUGCCUUGGUUCAACAUCAGUGAGGACAAGCAGGAGGUAAAUCCGGAUGGGCCUGGUUUCGUCUUCUACAACGACGUGUCGGACGAGAAGGCGCAGGCGGCAAUCAAGGAGUUGAAGCCGCACAGCUAUCAGACGCUGCAUAGCCCGCUGACUUACGCUGCGUGGAAGCACGUGCCGGCUUCUUACAUUUACACCACGAACGACAAUGCGAUUCCCCUGCAUAUCCAGAAGAUGAUGGUGGAGGAGGUGGGCAAGGGUUACGACAUCCGGACCGAGACCUUGGACGCGUCGCAUAGCCCAUUCUUGAGCGUGCCGAAGGAGACGGCCGCGGCGAUUGCAAAGGUGUCGGCAUAGCGAGGGAAUGGUUGGCAGUAGGUGUAGCAACAGCAGAGAUCUCCAAUAGCGCAAGCUGCAAUCGCGGGCAUGGCCUCAUCCCAGAGAGAUAGCAGUUUCUCCACCAGGUUUCCGGUAUGCUGCAGAGUUUGUGAGCCGUUUUGCAAUAGCGGCGAGAGUAGUCCAGUCAUCCAGUGUUCGUAGAAAGUCUAUGCAGACCCAAGAUCAUCCGCCCAACUCCAAACUCCAAGCCCCCUUCCUCACAUCCUGCACCCUUGCCCCAACCUCCGAAUGCGCACUCCCCGACCCCCCAUACCCACUAUCCAACCCACUCACAUCAUCCAGCUCCUCGUCAAAAUCAAUAUCAAAGUCUGGCUCGGCCCUCUUCGUGCUGUGCUGACCAUCCUCCAAAAACU